AGAAGAAAAUGUAGAGGCAGCGGUGAGGGUGGCGAGGUGCGGUGGGCCCAGCGGCGGGGGCCACCUGUAAUUAGACUAGAGAGAGAGAGAGAGAGAGAGAGAGAAAAGAAAGACUUAAAUGACAGCUAGCAGUGAGUGAGGCGAGAUCCCAACCUACCAUACCCCACACUCAUCUUCCCCUUUUUAGCUCUUUCAAUUCUCUCCCUCUUAUUCCCUUCUUCUUCAUAUCCAACACCGCUUCUUUUCUUUCGUCUCCUCAAACCACUCAAAAUCCCUCUCUUCUCUAAGGUAUGGAUUCAAAUUUCGUGGAUGAAAUAGACUGCGGCAGCUUCUUCGAUCACAUUGACGACCUGAUCGAUUUCCCACCGGAAAAUGAGUGCGCCGGUGUCGGCGCCGGCGAUUGCGCCAAUUUCCCCAGCAUUUGGGACGAGCCCUUGCCGGAUUCCGACCCCAUUUUCUCCGCCGCCCACAGCCAUUCCGCUUCCGACCUCUCCGCCGAGCUCUCAGUUCCGUACGAGGAUAUUGUGCAGCUGGAAUGGCUUUCAGCCUUUGUGGAAGAAUCAUUCUCGGAUGGAGGGCUAACUCUUGGCAAAGAGAACUAUCCGAUCAUCCCGAAGCCGGAAUCGGACAAGAAAUUCCAGGCUGCUUCGAGCCCGAUUUCGGUUCUGGAGAGCAGUAGUAGCAGCAGCAGUAGCAGUAAUUCGUCGUGCUCGGGAGGCUCGGGGGGUAAGGUGAUGCCGUUGAGCCCGAGCCAGCGUGGGGCGCAGCGGGCACGCAGCAAGCGCCCCCGCCCGGUGGCGUUUAACCCUAGGCCGGUGAUGCAGCUGAUCGAGACUCCGCAGCCCGAGAGCUUUGCAGAUUCUCCUGUGAAGAAGGUUCCCAGGCCGCCACCGGCAGGAGCGCCCGAGCAGAAGAAGAAAAAGAAGAUCAAGUUGUCCAUGCCGGCCUUGCCUAGUCCAGGCGGCCCGGAUCAGGAUCAGCCCGGAGCGCAGCCAGUCAGGAAAUGUAUGCAUUGCGAGAUCACAAAAACGCCUCAGUGGAGGGCAGGUCCCAUGGGGCCUAAAACGCUCUGCAACGCGUGCGGGGUUCGUUACAAGUCGGGCAGGCUGUUCCCCGAGUACAGGCCUGCAGCCAGCCCUACAUUCGUUCCAGCCCUUCACUCCAACUCCCACAAGAAGGUCGUCGAGAUGAGAACCAAGGCCGUCACCAGCCUCGAGCAAUCCCCCGUUUCUUCUCUCGUAGCUCCAACAGUCACUGCUCCACCCGAGAUCAAUUGAAAACGAGGGGAAAGCAGAGAAGAAGUUUUCGUAGUCUCAGGAGUUUUUUCCCUUCCCUUCUCUGCAACUCUCCCCUGUAUCUUCAGCAGCAGUUAAUAUUAUUUGGUUUAAGGUUAUGUCCCAUAUUUCAUUGGUUCUUUGUACAGAACUGUUUGGUGGGUAGAAACAGAUUUGGAAAUGGAGGUUUAGGUGAAUUGAAUGUAGUGUUGGUUUUAGGUCAUUGGAAUUAUUAUUAUGAUUAGGUUUGGGUCAGUCUCAUUUCAUUUGUUGUUUUAGACCAAUUCUCAGCUAUGAUUUGCUUUUCUUGGUAGGAUUUGUUCUUUGCUGUACCCCAUGCCAUGCCAUGCUUCACGGGAAUUCUUUUUGCAGUUCAUCUGUUAUUAGGAAAUUAUUCAUUUAGUUUUGGGCUCAAUCUCUCAUCCAAUUCCUCUCAUUAAUGGACUACAAUCUUGAUCCACUACUGAGAUACUGAGAUUGUUGAACUUAAAAUAUAUAUAAAAAGAUCGCUUAAUAUU
Ipomoea triloba (trilobed morning glory) is the source of this 1792-nucleotide messenger RNA. RefSeq names its product GATA transcription factor 8-like. The record is from RefSeq and is a predicted model, not a curated record. NCBI's taxonomy places the organism in Eukaryota, Viridiplantae, Streptophyta, Magnoliopsida, Solanales, Convolvulaceae. The transcript is spliced from 3 exons. Gene Ontology annotation, biological process: positive regulation of DNA-templated transcription. Gene Ontology annotation, cellular component: nucleus. Gene Ontology annotation, molecular function: sequence-specific DNA binding; zinc ion binding. The coding region runs from base 291 to 1277 and encodes 328 amino acids.